Molecule: messenger RNA, 556 nt
Organism: Entrophospora sp. SA101
Lineage: Eukaryota; Fungi; Glomeromycota; Glomeromycetes; Entrophosporales; Entrophosporaceae
Source: the annotation of a GenBank genome assembly
AUGGCAAAAUGGAAUGACAUCAAAAUGCUUGAAGAAAUUGUUUCGCUGAUGAAAGAUGGCAAGUUAACUGAUGUGAAGAAUGAAGUGACAGUUUGGGGUGAUGAAAAUGAUAAUGAUGAAACUUUAAAAGGGAAAUUCUUUGCUAUUUAUGACAAAGCUGGUGCAGCAUUUAUAUUGGCAAUUAUUGAACAAUUUAUUGAAAAAAUCAAAACUACAAAUAGUAUUAAAGAACAGUGGCAAAGUGUUAUGAAUAAUUAUAAUUCAUCUAUUCAGCACAUAAUAGGCAAAAAAUAUUCAUUAGUCAGUGGAAUAAUAACUGACCAAGAAAUUGAUUCACUAAAAAAAUCAAUAAACAAUUUGAGUUUAAAGCAAUUUAAAGCUCGCAGUCCCCCGCCCCCGCUACCAACAACUCAAUUGCCAAUAUCUCCAAAAUUAUUAGAAAAACAUAAUCAGGAUAUUAAAUCUAGUAUAACAAAACCAAAACCAUUAUUACCAUCAACAGCAAAAAAGAUUGACACCAAUUCCAUCCUCACAAUAAAUUCUUCUUCGACUCCUU